AUGGGCUCAAUUGAAGAAGUAACUACGGCCGUUGGGGGCAAUACAGAGGACGUUGCUCGAGGCGUCUUUGUAUCGACGGACGGCGACUGGGUCUAUCCCCAUCCUACAGACUUCAAGAUCAGCGAGCAUCCUAUUGAUGAGGUGAAGAAGUUGAAGAUCGCGGUCAUUGGCGCAGGACUGGCUGGCAUUACUGCAGGCGCUUUACUGCCCGCCAAAGUACCUGGAAUCGACUUGACAAUAUUAGAGAAGAACUCUGACGUUGGCGGAACCUGGCACGAGAAUAUCUAUCCAGGCGUUCGAUGCGACAUUCCAGCCCAUGUCUAUCAAGCCACGUUCUCACCCAACACGCAAUGGAGCGAGCAGUACGCCCAAGGUCCCGAGAUCCUGGCUUACUGGAAGUCUGUCGCCAGGAAGUACAACGUCUACGACAAGAUCCGAUUCAACACGAAGGUUCUAGGUAGCUUCUGGAAUGAGAGCGAGGCCAAGUGGCGAAUCGAGACCGAAGACCUUAAAAGUGGCAAUCGAACCGACGAACAAUUCGACUUCGUUAUCACCGCCAUCGGUCACUUCAAUGAUUGGAAGCUGCCAGACUACCCGGGAAUCGACGAGUUCAAGGGGCAUAUCCGCCACUCUUCGAACUGGGAUCCGAAGUUCGAUCCGAAAGGCAAGCGGAUUGCCACUAUCGGGAACGGUGCUUCUGGCAUUCAAGUCACUACCGCGCUUCAAAAGGUCGCUAGCCAUGUCGACCACUACGCUCGCAACAAGACAUGGAUAGCAGGAUCUGUUAGGUUCAACCCAGCGGUCAAAGAUCGCCAGGACACGCCGAUGCUGUUCUCGCCCGAGGAACUCGCAUCAUUCAAAGACCCGAGCGCUUACUUGCGUUACCGGAAGGAACUAGAAGACAAUUUUUUUCGUGGCUUCGAUGCCCAACUCAUUGGGUCGGAGACUAGUCAGAACGCCACGAAGAACUUCAUCGAAAUGAUGCGAAAGAGACUUGUUUCACGGGAGGAGUUGUUGGAGAAUUUGAUUCCGGAUUUUCCGCCGCACUGCAGACGCCUUACACCGGGUCCAGGAUACCUCGAGGCUUUGACCGCCCCCAAUCUGACGUUCAUACAGACCCCUAUAGAACGGUUCACCGCAGACGGCAUUGUAACAGUGGACGGAGUACAUCGUAAUGUUGACGCCAUCAUCUGCUCGACGGGAGCCAAUGUCGACUAUGCACCACCCUUCCCAGUUCAAUCCGGCGACGGUUACGACCUGUCCGUUGACUGGAAGCAUGACGGCAAAUUCGGCUGGCCAUACUCGUACCUUGGUCUUUGCGCUCCGCACUUCCCCAACAUCGCCUUCCUGCUCGGACCAAAUCCCGCUGGGCCAUCCGGCACAGUACCGCAUGCUGUUGAGACACAGGUCACGUACAUCGCCAAAAUGCUUCGCAAGAUGUCGUCUGAACGAAUACGCACCAUGACGCCGCAAAAGUCAGCAACGGACGAAUUCGUGGAGUAUUGUGACUCGUUCUUCCCGCGUACGAACCUCAGCCUGAAAUGCAGCUCGUGGUCGAACGGUCGAAGACCGGGUGCGAAAAUCCAUGGACACUGGCCCGGGAGCGGCUCGCAUGUCAAUCACGUCCGCAGGAAUCCGAGAUGGGAAGAUUUCGAGUACACCUACGAUCGACCGGAGAAUCGCUUUGCUUACUUUGGCAACGGCACAACGAAGAAGGAAUAUGACGCCGGUAGUGACUUGACAUCCUACCUUAGACUUGACUCUGCGAACGAUCUGAGGGAUCUUCAUGAGCGGUGGUGGGAUCUUUAG
Molecule: messenger RNA, 1809 nt
Organism: Zasmidium cellare ATCC 36951
Lineage: Eukaryota; Fungi; Ascomycota; Dothideomycetes; Mycosphaerellales; Mycosphaerellaceae
Exons: 10
Coding region: 1-1809 (602 amino acids)
Molecular function (GO): NADP binding; flavin adenine dinucleotide binding; N,N-dimethylaniline monooxygenase activity
Source: RefSeq, a predicted model, not a curated record